GUUCUUCACAGCAGAAGACAAAGAGGUGGAGGGGUUUAUGACCAUCAGAUUAUGGAUGCUAAAUCUUUCACUCUGAGAGUUGGAGUUGUAGGAUAUGGACAUUUAGGGCAGUUCCUGGUGGACAGACUCCUCAAAGCUGGACCUGGCCUUGGUUUGGUUCUAGGUUUUGUCUGGAACAGGAAUCCUGACAAGCUCAAGGGUUCAGUCCCCGCUGAACUAAUACUAGAUGACCUGUCAUCCUUUGCCAACAGGCGCUGCGAUGUGAUUGUAGAGGUCUGCCAUCCACAGAUCGUGAGAGAUUUCGGGAUUGAUUUCCUCUCUAAGUCCCACUUCAUGGUGGGCUCUCCGUCUGCCCUCGCCGAUCAUGAUCUGAACGAAAAGCUGCGGCAGGCAUCUCUCCAACAUGAACGGACGCUUUAUAUCCCCAGUGGUGCAUUAUGGGGAGGCCAGGACAUCCAAAGAAUGAAUGAUAGCGGGACUUUAAAGGCUUUGUUUAUAAGAAUGUCCAAGCAUCCAUCGUGCUAUCGGCUGACAGGAGACAUCCUCAGUGACUGGUCAGAGGGAGAAGGCAGGCGGGUUUUAUUCAGAGGCUCAGUAGCAGACUUGUGUCCUCUCGCUCCUAACAAUGUCAACACCAUGGCAGCAGCAGCUGUGGCCGCUGGGUCGCUCGGUUUUACAGGUGUGCAGGGAGAGAUCGUAUCAGACACAGCGUUGAAAGACUUUCAUGUGGUGGAGGUGGAGGUGACUGGGCCUGAUGGUUUCUCAGUGCACACAGUGAGGAGGAACCCAGCCAAACUCGGAGCUGUGACUGGCAGUGCAACCUACAACUCCUUCUGGAACAGCUUACUCGUUUGCAGAGGUCAUGGCGGCAGAGUUUACUUGUGCUGAAAGUUGGACGAAGACCAUAGAGGAUCACCUGCACUGUAGGAGAAGGAUCCCCGACCAAAUCCCAGAUAAAUUAAAGAGCUGAGGGUGGAUACGCGCAAUGGACCUCUUCAGCACUGCAAACUUCAAUCAACUGAAUACUCAGUAUAAAACAAGAGGCAGAAAUCAUUGGUAAAAUACUAACCGAUAUAGAUCUUCCCAUUUUAUUUUUAGUUUAACAGGUGCAACACUGGAGCAAACAAUAUAAUUCAUACAGAGGAGUGACAGAGACAGGACAUCCCUGGUAAAGACCAUCAUCCAACCUUCAUCUUGCUUCACAAAUAAAGCACAACGCUUCUUUUACCACUUUCACAAACAAGUACUUCCUUAAACAAGAUCAACAAAUCUCCACACAAGUGCAUAUGUUGAUGUUUUAACGGAUGUAAAAAUGUGGCUCAUUAGCGACCGUCGGAAAACCUAUACAAUAAGGCAAAAAAAAA
Molecule: messenger RNA, 1364 nt
Organism: Cyprinodon variegatus (sheepshead minnow)
Lineage: Eukaryota; Metazoa; Chordata; Actinopteri; Cyprinodontiformes; Cyprinodontidae
Gene: aspdh
Product: aspartate dehydrogenase domain containing
Exons: 8
Coding region: 52-888 (278 amino acids)
Biological process (GO): NAD+ biosynthetic process
Molecular function (GO): L-aspartate dehydrogenase [NAD(P)+] activity; NADP binding
Source: RefSeq, a predicted model, not a curated record